CUCGCGAGGUUUCGUCGGGGGCUGGCGGCUGCGGUUCGGCGGAGAGUGCGGGAUGCGCUCGGAAAAGGAGGGGGCCGGAGGCCCUAGGGCGGCCGUUGCCGCGCGGGGCCCGAGCGGGAGGGAGAAGCUGUCGGUCCUAGAAGUGCAGUUCCACCGCGCCUCGCAGCAGCAGGAGGCUGAAACGCCGCCAACCUCGUCCUCCGGUUGCGGGGGCGGUGCGGGCAAACCUCGCGAGGAGAAGAGGACGGCCCUGAGCAAGGUGGUCAUCCGCCGCCUGCCUCCGGGCCUCACCAAGGAGCAGCUGGAGGAGCAGCUGCGCCCGCUGCCAGCACACGACUACUUCGAGUUCUUCGCCGCCGACCUGAGUCUUUAUCCUCAUCUCUACUCAAGAGCAUACAUUAAUUUUAGGAAUCCUGAUGACAUCCUUCUUUUUAGAGAUCGUUUUGAUGGAUAUAUCUUCCUUGACAGCAAAGGCCUAGAAUAUCCUGCAGUGGUAGAGUUUGCUCCGUUCCAGAAGAUAGCCAAAAAGAAGCUGAGAAAAAAAGAUGCCAAGACUGGAAGCAUCGAAGAUGAUCCAGAAUAUAAGAAGUUUUUAGAAACCUACUGUGUGGAGGAAGAGAAGACCAGUGCCAACCCUGAGACUCUGCUAGGGGAGAUGGAGGCGAAGACAAGAGAGCUCAUUGCUAGAAGAACCACACCUCUUUUGGAAUAUAUUAAAAAUAGAAAAUUAGAAAAGCAGAGAAUUCGAGAGGAGAAGCGAGAAGAACGGAGGAGGAGAGAGUUAGAAAAGAAACGUUUGCGGGAAGAGGAAAAAAGAAGAAGAAGAGAAGAAGAAAGAUGCAAAAAAAAAGAGACAGAUAAACAGAAGAAAAUUGCAGAGAAAGAAGUAAGGAUUAAGCUUCUUAAGAAACCAGAAAAGGGAGAGGAACCAACCACAGAGAAACCAAAAGAAGGAGGAGAGGAGAUUGAUACUGGAGGUGGCAAGCAGGAAUCCUGUGCCCCUGGUGCAGUUGUAAAAGCCAGGCCCGUGGAAGGCUCGCUGGAGGAGCCCCAGGAGAUGUCACACAGCGGCAGUGAUAAAGAGCCCAGGGAUGUGGAGAGAUCUCAAGAACAAGAAUCUGAAGCACAAAGACACCAUGUGGAUGACGGCAGGAGGCACAGAGCUCACCACGAGCCUGACCGGCUUUCCAGAAGGAGUGAGGAUGAGCAGAGAUGGGGGAAAGGACCUGGCCAAGACAGAGGGAAGAAGGGGAGCCAGGACAGCGGGGCUCCGGGGGAGGCCAUGGAGAGACUGGGAAGAGCGCAGAGGUGUGACGACAGUCCAGCACCCAGAAAAGAGCGACUGGCAAACAAGGACCGGCCAGCCUUGCAGCUGUAUGAUCCAGGAGCUCGCUUCCGAGCGCGAGAGUGUGGCGGAAACAGGAGGAUCUGCAAGGCAGAAGGUUCGGGGACUGGUCCUGAGAAGAGGGAAGAGGCAGAGUGAGUCACUGCACGCACCUGGCCUCCAUGGACGAGCGAGGGCAUCCCAGAAACGUGUAAAUGACCCCGAGUGUGACUGGGAAGGAGAACUUAUUCCUUACCAGGAAACCGGAAGCUAAAAAUACAGAGGGUGACAUAGAUACACGCAGAAACCAUUCUAAAGAAAGUAGUGAUCUUGUAUUAAAUUGAGCAGAAUUCUCACAGAUUUUACCAUUCCUGUUAUAAACUAGUAUUUGUUGUUUAGCCAAAACAGAAAAUGAUUUCCACUGGACAGUAGAAAAAUAUGUGUAAAAUAGGGAAGAAAGUUAGUAUUGGAUCAGUGUGAGUCCUGAAGCACUUUCAGUGCUGUGAGAACGACAUCCACUUUGGGUUUCAUUCGUUUGUAAGCAGAGGAGCUGUCAGUCACUCGUGCUUCUCGGUGGCCUCUGAGCCAUGGUGUCGAGUGAAGAGUAGUUCUUGUUUGUUACAACCUUUGUGAGUCAGCCAUGCCUGCAAAGUGUGCUGUGUUUUAGUCCUGGUAGGAAUAUUUAUCAGAGUUCACACUAUAUAAAACCCAACAGCUUCAACUAUUGCCCUUUCAACAGUUUUGCCACUGACCGGAUAAAAACGGUUUCAGUCUUUGGAUGGAUGUGUUUGUGGUUUGUAACCAUUACGGUUUAAACCAUGGUUUAAGAAUUUGCCCAAAUAACAGAAAUUUUGUUUGGGAAGGGAUAAACUAGAUAUAGCAUAUAGAGCCUGUUGUUGAGUUUUAGAUACUUUAUUUGUAAAUAACUUAAAAUAGCUUUCUGAAACCGUGCAUUCUGUAGUUUCUUCCUUUCAGUGAAAUUGCUAAAUGUGAAUGUAUUUUUGGCACUGCGAUUUUAACCAUUUAUUAAAUAAAAAUUUUUUUAAAGAA
Molecule: messenger RNA, 2374 nt
Organism: Gorilla gorilla gorilla (western lowland gorilla)
Lineage: Eukaryota; Metazoa; Chordata; Mammalia; Primates; Hominidae
Gene: UPF3A
Product: UPF3A regulator of nonsense mediated mRNA decay
Exons: 10
Coding region: 53-1483 (476 amino acids)
Biological process (GO): positive regulation of translation; nuclear-transcribed mRNA catabolic process, nonsense-mediated decay
Cellular component (GO): cytoplasm; nucleolus
Molecular function (GO): telomeric repeat DNA binding
Source: RefSeq, a predicted model, not a curated record